This is a messenger RNA of Lates calcarifer (barramundi perch), 544 nucleotides long. Its product is annotated as sterol carrier protein 2. The transcript is spliced from 4 exons. The coding region runs from base 147 to 518 and encodes 123 amino acids. Gene Ontology annotation, cellular component: cytosol. Lineage: Eukaryota; Metazoa; Chordata; Actinopteri; Centropomidae. The record is from RefSeq and is a predicted model, not a curated record.
UGUCGAGUCUGAAGAUCCGGGAAAGUAGGAAGAAACAAGGAAGUGUAGUUAGCAAACAGCAGGCAAAGUACAAGCUAACCUAAAUCAGUAGGUCUGUUGCGCUGUUAAACCUUUGUCACUGUCUGUUCACCUAACGUUAUAUCAAAAUGCCUGAAAGACAGGUACCACGGAUUCACGCAAUUAACACUAGUGCAAGUGAUGGACUGGAGGGGUUCAAGGCACAUGCUGUGUUCCAGGAAAUCAACAAAAAGCUUCAGGAGGAUGGAGAGCAGUUUGUGAAAAAGAUUGGGGGAGUGUUUGCCUUCAAAGUGAAGGAUGGCCCGAAUGGACAGGAGGCAACUUGGUUUGUGGAUGUGAAGAAUGGCAAAGGCUGUGUUCACAAUGAUACAGCUAAGAAAGCAGACUGCACCAUUUCCAUGUCAGAUUCAGAUUUGUUGGCCUUAAUGACUGGGAAGAUGAACCCACAGACUGUGAGUAUUCACCCAUGGUGUGAUUUUAGCGGACUCAUUUCCAGGUAGCACUGAUAAUGAUUCUAGUGAGUGUG